Thalassophryne amazonica is the source of this 1120-nucleotide messenger RNA. RefSeq lists its product as uncharacterized. Bases 157 to 975 code for a protein of 272 amino acids. The transcript has 9 exons. The record is from RefSeq and is a predicted model, not a curated record. NCBI's taxonomy places the organism in Eukaryota, Metazoa, Chordata, Actinopteri, Batrachoidiformes, Batrachoididae.
CAAAAAAUGUUCUUGAUUCAUUUUUAAUUUUGCUGGGGAAAUAAUUGCUUUUACUGCUUUGUAUCUGGAUCACAAGAUGUUAAAGUUUUGAGGUGGAUUUUGACAAGUGGAGAAAGAAAUAAGACUCGUUGGUGCCGGUUAAUUGUUUCCUCCAACAUGUUCCGCCUCCUGAAGUCCCUGACAGCUCUGAUCCUGCUGGGAACAGGUACAUGUCAGGUGAUAACUAAGUCUGGACUGAUGGACAUCAGCUCCUGUCCCAUCACCUUUUAUGGACAGAGAUAUGAGCGGCUAUUGGUGAACACCACACAUGACGCAUUUACUGUUUGUUUCACCGGCCAUGUCAAACCUGGAACUACAGGGGACUGUAUUGUGGUACCUCGAGUAACCGGAGACUCUUUUCAGUCUGACAUCAGGACUGACUUUUUCCGUCUUGGAUCACCACUGCACCAGCAGGUGCCAACCGUUAAAACUGAAGGAACAUGUUUCAUAGAUGUAGCGAUGGGUUCCACGUCAGAAACGGAGAUUUUCUUAACUUUAUUCAACUUUGGAACACAAGCAGUCAUGUGGCUCAUGAAAACAAUUGACCACCCUAAUGGUGUCCUGCUGGUUGAUCUUCUGGUUAACGGUGAAACAAUUCAGCAACUAAAUAUAAGUAACAAUCAUACAAAAUCUGGGUCUUUUUAUGAUAUUAGCGGAUGCCGCUACUCAGGUGGAGUUCUCAGACCAAACACACUGCUGAGCCUGGAAAGGUGUUCUAGGGUAAACUGUGACGAAACCGCCGUCCUCCGCAGAAUCCGCCUUUGUGACCCAACAGGGCACUGCCAUGGCAACGGGCAACAGGAAACCUUAGAAGGCUUUUGUAUCACGAACAACUUUAAACAGAUGCCUGCUGGAGACGAUGUGCACUGUGAUUGGACCCACAGUUAUCGAUAUUCAGGGACAAGUGACCUCUGUCCAGGAUUGCUGCGCGUAUGAACUCCUGUCCCCAUCAUCACAGGGAGCUUUUCAGGUGGUUGCAAACUUCCACAACCAUCAUCGUGAAGAUGCCACCGCAGUGGGUGGAGUCAUUUUGCAACUGGAUGAGCCACACGUUCAUAUUUAUCUGGAACAAGGUGGGACA